Drepanopeziza brunnea f. sp. 'multigermtubi' MB_m1 is the source of this 1056-nucleotide messenger RNA. The record is from RefSeq and is a predicted model, not a curated record. NCBI's taxonomy places the organism in Eukaryota, Fungi, Ascomycota, Leotiomycetes, Helotiales, Drepanopezizaceae.
AUGACGUACGAUCUGAGCUUUCCGCGGGUCCGAGACCCUGCGAUUGUGGCCUCGGUGUUCAUGAGCCUCGCUUUGGCAACGACCAUUUUGCGGAUAUGCUCCAUCAGGGUGAGGGGCGUGGCAUUCGAUGUGGAUGACUACUUGAUGAUCGCAGCCAUCGUUAUACUUGGUGGAAUAGGUAGGCAGAGCAUAGAUGUCAAACCUCAAGAUAUCACCAGGAGUCUGCAACUGGCUGUUAUGUAUUGGCCGAUGUAUGCUGUCACGAUGGCCCUGGUAAAAUGCUCGGUCAUCUGUUUCUACUGUCGCGUCUUUGAAUCUGUACAGCACUUUCGAAUCUCGGCACAACUGGUACUCGGCACGGUGGUUGCAUGGUCUGUAAUCAUAAUCUUGUCCGGGUACUUCAUCUGUCGACCGUUCGCCUUCAAUUGGGAUGCGACCAUUGCAGGCGGGGUAUGUGCCGACCGCACAGCAUUGCUGCUCUCGACGUCGACAUUCAAUGUCAUAACGGACGUCUUGGUCUUGUCGCUUCCGAUCCCACACAUCAUGUCUCUUAAUCUCCCCUUAAGAGUGAAGGGAGGCAUACUUUUCAUGUUCUCAGUCGGAUUCUUCCUUACAUUCAUAAGCAUUCUCCGCAUCGUAGCGAUCAAGGAGAUCGACUUCUCCAGUCCUACAUAUACGCUGCUGGAAUGUGUCUUCUGGUCCACCCUCGAGCCUUGUCUGGCUAUCAUGAACGGCAAUCUGCCAAUGGUCCGCAGUCUACUCGUUGUCCUUGCACCGUCGCUUUUCGGUGUAAAAGUCGGUUCGAAAUCAACCACGCGAGAGAUGUGCAUCAACACGAUCGGCGGCGGCAGCAGAGGUCGAGGAGUGGGCUUUCAGCUCAUGCGGAAACAGUCAGACACAUUCGCAGAGAGCGGUAUCAGGCUCGGGAUCGAAAGCACAAUCAAGCCGGCAAAGACGCUGGGGAAGAAAGGGCAUCAGCGAAAUAGGAGCUAUGUUUCUCGCCGAAGCAUCGAUGUGGAAUAUUGUUAUGCGACCUCGUCUCAAGAACUAACCUAG